Messenger RNA from Indicator indicator, 399 nucleotides. It is a transcript of the gene INS, whose product is annotated as insulin. Gene Ontology annotation, cellular component: extracellular region. The coding region runs from base 76 to 399 and encodes 107 amino acids. Gene Ontology annotation, molecular function: hormone activity. NCBI's taxonomy places the organism in Eukaryota, Metazoa, Chordata, Aves, Piciformes, Indicatoridae. The transcript has 3 exons. The record is from RefSeq and is a predicted model, not a curated record.
AACCAGUCUUCACCUCUCAGAGCAAACCUCUCACCACCUCUUGCUGCCACUUCUUUGGGCCUCCUCCUGCCCACCAUGGCUCUCUGGAUCCGAUCGCUGCCUCUCCUGGCCCUUCUCGCCCUUUCCAGCCCCAGGACCAGCCAGGCAGCUGCCAACCAGCACCUCUGUGGCUCCCACUUGGUGGAAGCUCUCUACCUGGUGUGUGGAGAGAGGGGGUUCUUCUACUACCCCAAAGCCCGACGGGACAUCGAGCAGCCUUUAGUGAGUGGUCCCUUGCCUGGGGAGGCAGGAGAGCUGCCCUUCCAGCAGGAAGAGUUUGAGAAAGUGAAGCGAGGGAUCGUGGAGCAGUGCUGCCACAACACCUGCUCCCUCUACCAGCUGGAGAACUACUGCAACUAG